Molecule: messenger RNA, 2322 nt
Organism: Oikopleura dioica
Lineage: Eukaryota; Metazoa; Chordata; Appendicularia; Copelata; Oikopleuridae
Source: the annotation of a GenBank genome assembly
AUGGUGUUUAGCUUUUGCCGAAAAACCGAAACGUACAACUUUCCAAAAGGCGUCUUUCCUUUCGAAGAUUACCGAGCUGGUCGAAUCAGUCUUCACGAGCUUGGCUUUCCGUCGGAAAAAUAUGUAAUCUCAAAGCCGCCAGUCGAGAUCAAAGUCAAAGCAAUAGGAGAUGAUCAGACGGAGAGCGGCGUUUUUAUGCGACAAGAGCUGCCAAACCAUUUUGACGAGCUCAUCGCCUCAAUUGGCGAAGAAGACGAAGACGAACUGACGAUCAUACAAUUUGACGAAGAAGUCGAGGAGGGGACGAAAGUCGUCGUCACGCUCAAUUUCAUCGAUGGGAAAGAAGACGAAGCAAAGCAAAACAGCGAAUUGGACGUCUACCACAUCGACGAAAUGGAAAUCUCCAGCGAGAGUCCCUUCGACUCGUCGCAAAAGCAUUUGAGCUUUACGAUCCGUCCAGUUAAAGAAUCAGCUGAGCCAAUUGCGAUUCGACUGUCAGAACUUCCAAACGAUCCACGAGACUUCAACUUUCUCAAAACCGAAAUCAUCGAAGAAUCUUCCGAUGAGAAAAUUCUUCUCCGUACUCAUUUUGAACUGACUCCAGAAUAUCUCGUCGAUUCGGUUGUUCAAUUCUUCGAUUUCAAGAAGCUUUUGGUUCCGCUUGAGCAAGUCAUGAUUGAGGAUGUUGAUUGCUUUGAGAAGAGUGGGGUUGAAAUCGACGAGAACGGCAUUGUGUUGGUCGACUAUUUUUUCUUCCAGGAGAAAGAAAUUUGCGAGAAAACUGAGAUGCUCAUUCUCAAUUUGGCGCAAAAAGAAUUUGAGAUAUUUCUCCCGAAAAACUCGUAUGCACCAAAACUGCUUGGCUUCAAUUUUACAGCUCUUGAGAUCGUCUUUGCCAAUGACUACAUAAGCCCCGCAUUGAACAAUCUCGCAUAUCUUCUGGUGGAAGAUAAAGACGGGCUGAGUUCCGGAAUCGGUCUCCCCAAAUUGAUGCCGAUUUCAAAGUCAUCUGUUUUGGGGUCUUCACUCAUUUUUACGCCGAUAAAGACGCCUCACGAAAACAUUCUUCUCUACGAACUGCGACUAUCUUAUCCGGAAGAUUUAUUCUCGAUAAAGGACUUGCAAUCACAUUUAGAAAUGAUUGGCAUCAAAUACUUGAAAAUCUCCGACCAGCCGAUUUACGAUUCUUUGAGAAAAUCAUCGAUUUAUCCGUUUUCUCUAAGAAAAUGCGAAAAAACGACACAUAAAUUCAUCAUUUCAGAAGAUUUCAAGGACUGCACGGAUGCAAAACUGGCUGUCAAAAUUCUCAAAGCUCAGCUAGACCCCUGCGAUACAGAAGUAUUCCUCGAUUCUGCAUCGAAAACGAUCACAAUAAGCUCUAAAGACCCACUGGACCGAAAAGUCAUCGAUAAAACGAAAGAAAUCCUCGGAUGUCUCGUCAGAUCUCCACGAACAGAUCUCGAGACCGAUAUUUCUAGCGCAGGAAGUGCGAUGAAAACUGAAUAUCUUCCGUAUGCGAUUCCCGGGAUCGCCUUGGUUUUCAUUUUGUGGAUAUUGGCGAAGGACUUGCUACAGAAACAGAAGGAGAAAGACUCGUUGGAGAGAAUCUUCUUUUUGCUUGAAUCGCUGUUCAUAUUCUUGGAUAUUUGCUCAACAGCUGCUGUUCUGUCUAUUUACCUUCAAAAACGCGUCAUCUCCGACCUCUCAACUACUUUCAUUAUUCUGAUCAUCGUCCUCAUGCUCGCUUCUCUUGCCCUACUCAUCUUCCGAAACCUCAAACCAAUGGACCACUUCGGCUGGAUCAUCCUCGAUUCAUUGAGCAUCAAGGGUCUUCAAAUUUUUCUCAUCGGCCUCUAUUUUGUUCCAUUCAUUCCAGCAACCUUUGGGUACCCGAUCUUUCUGAUCAUCUUUGCCGUCUUUGGCCUCCUCGGAUUUCUUUGGAACAUGGUCAUGUGGUUCUCGAAAUUGACCGAAGAGCGAGAGCGAACAAAAGAGAUGAUAUUUUUUGGCAUUUCGGGAGUACUCGGGCUUACUUCUUGGAUUUGCUUUUUGGUCUACAUUUUGAUGAAUUUCGGGCGGACAAAUCUUCAAUCACAAUUCAGGUGCAUUGAAAUCAAGGAGGACAACAAAAUCCCCACUCCGUUUUCUUGCUUCGAAAUCGGUCAAUUUUUCUUCAUCAUUCCUGCCGCUGGAGCUGUGCUCUUUGGACUAUUAAACUUAUUCCUCUCGCUCAAAUCGAUAUCAGAUCCUGGACAAAGAAGACUUCUAGAAAGCCGCGAAGAAGCGCCCUCAAAUCGUGAUAACCAGACCCUGAGAAAGUGA